AUGGGUCGGUUGAAUUCCGCUGUGGCCGAGGGCUGUGUCGCCGUCACUGAAAAGGCACUGAAAAGGCGGCUGGGGAUUACGGCCAAUCGUGCACAUCAAAGUGAACGGACGGUUGAAUUUACCUUUACUGCGAGCAAGGAUCGGCUGGGUGAGAUAUCUUCUGCUCUCUUCAAGGAAUUUGUGCAGGCGGCGUGCGGUUCAGAACAGGGGAGGACCAAAUUAGGCUCAGUUGACGUCUCUGUUGAUGCCCAAAAGGGACUCCAAUCGGUUCUUUUUACAGAUGUUGUUCGAGUGCACAACUUCAGGUUUGACGAACUGCCGGACGAUAGCCCCGCAAUCACUGCGGUGGCGGAGGCGACAUAUUUCCGCUAUCUUGCGAAGCACUCCGACGCUCAGGCUUAUGCAGUAACAGAGUUUCCCAAAUGUUUGACCGCUAAAGGUGGACCGCGACUUGAUGUUAUUAUUGCUGGUUACGUUCUAUUCUCUUUGCUCUCUGAUGACGGCGAUGAAGUGAAACUUCGCAUGUAUAUCAAAAACAUUGACGAAGUCCUUGGCACAAUGUGUACCUCUUCUUUUGCCAGCACGGUUUUGCCGCAUUCCUGGAGUAAUCUUGACCAGUUGGAGCCACACCAGCUGGUGGACCUGCUGGAAGAGACACAAUUGGCGAUAAGUGACUUUUGGACCGACAGUGCACAAGAUACUCGGGCUCGCUCGCAGGUUAUCUUCCUUAUGACGACUAUUGGCUCUGAAUUGCGGGAGUACUUUUCCAAAAAGACUCUUGCGGCGGGAGGUGUUUUUGGUGACAGCAAAAGUGCCACAGAGAUGGCUCUAAGCUGCUGUGAUGAUUGGGUUAAUAUGUGCCGCAAUUUGACUACCAUUGAUUGGGGCGCCGUUUGGGGAGGUCGUUUUGAGGAUUUGCAACUUCGGGUAGUGUGUGACAGGCUGCGGGUUGUGGCCUCUCUUCGCGAUUUGGUUGGUGAGAUGGUGGAGCUACUUAAUGCAUCAGGCGAGUUACACUUCCUGCGAAAGGAGACUCUGUGGGAGGCAAUGGAGAGCAUUGAUAUCUUUCAAACGACAGCUGCGGUCGAGAAGCAGUGGGACGCCGCUCUGAGUGCAUUCUACAGACGCUUGGAACCGGUUGAACACCGAUGCGCAGCCGCCCUGCGCGAUUUUUUUGGUGAGCGCGGCAAUUUGGCUCCGCAGACAAUCCUCAAUGAGGUGGUGAAGUUCCGACAACUUAUUCGGCGUCCCGUUGUUGCGAAGGAACUUGUGAGUGAACGGGAUGCUCUUCUGGCAAAAUUGAAUGAGCGCCUACAGGGUAUUCGUUUAGAGUUUGAACAUCGUUCGGAGAGCACUGAAGAUGAUUUGUUUCUCGAGGACGAGGACCGGCGUUGCCAGACGGGACGUUUUAUGCCCGGUGUUGUGAACAAUAUGAUUUGGCUCCGUCAGCUUCGAGGACGAGUGGAGGAGAUGAUCAAAAUGUGUAAAUCACUUCUUCUGGACUUGCAGAACGCCAGGGAAUUUGUCCUGGCCGCAGAUACACUUUUAGAGGAAAUCGGAGAUUAUGAACUGGAGUUAUAUAAACAUUGGGCGAUGGAUGUGGAGGAUAACAGCCAUGCACUCAUUUUGGAUGCCAAUGCACCAUUGAUGGACAUUGAUGCGAAUGGGCGGGUGGAGGUGAAUUAUCCUGAACGUCUGGUACAACUUAUUAGAGAGGUGCGUAUCUUUCGAGGCUUGGGUCUUCGUAUUACCGGUGAAAUUCAGAGAAUGGUGGAUCAGGGAAUUUGUUUUUAUCGAAAUGGUGUAUCCUUGAAGCAAAUUGCAAGCACAUACAACUCCAUGACGAAAGAUAUUAUUCCUUGUACACGUGCCAUGCUGUUGGAGCCGGCGUUGUUCUUUGAGAAUAUCAUCACCGCCAGUGGAGACCGUAAGCUGACGUGGCGAAACGUGGAGGAUGCGGAACGAUUUAUUGGGAAGUUGCGUACAGCGUCUCAAUCCUUGACGGAUUCCAACCGCCGUCUUCACAGGCUGCAUAAAGAGAUUGAGGCCAUUGUGGUGGAGCUUUUUAGCGUGGAUUUACUGCGUUCACGUGAGCGGUGGAUGGGGAAAGUUCACACCAUUCGGGAGAAAAUGGAAAUGUCCGGAUUUAAAAACAUGGAGACAUGGAAGCUUUUUUGGGAUGUGCAACUGUACAAAGCCAUGGAGUAUCAGUAUCAGUUGGGACUGGAGAGCCUGCACGAGGUUGUGGCCGAGAUGAAGGCCGACAUUGUGUAUGAUCAGGAAACAGGAUUGGCGGCAUUACGGCCCUCAUUGGAGGUCAUCCGUGGGCAAUACUACCAACGCAUCAAGGACUUUAUGACUUUCCCGCUUGGAUUUCGGGGGUGCGGUGAAAAUGAGUUUUUUAAAGAGAUGCCAGCGCGCAAUGAACGUGGUAUUUUUGCUGUCAUGCAACACGCCGCACAACUUUUCAAGAAGGUUCAACAGGAAUUGAAACGGUUCCAUCCAUUACUCAUUAUUGGGCAAUGUGGAAGGAACGGGAAUCCAUCACUGGAGGAAAUUGUGGGGAAGACCUUAACCGAAGUGCAGCAUUGGGAACAGGGCAUUCGGUUGCUCAAACAAAAAGGUAAAGAAAUCAACGCAGAGGAGCUUUUCAUUAAAUGUGGUUGCAUCACACUGUGCACAGCCAGUAUUAAAGGAACCGUUGAGGAUCACUUGUACAAACUCUCUGAAGUUCUUCGAGUUACAUUGCGUCGAAGUGCUGAAAAUCACUUGCGUCGGAUCGAUGCAUAUCUUGUGGAGGUUUCAGGGUCAUUGGACUCCACGCUGACAAAGUUGGAUGAGAUUGGUGCUGCCAAUGUUCACCACGCGUACUUGGUGGAGCAACGACCAGCAAUGGAAGUUGAAUUUUACCACUUUUACAACAAGAAUAUGCUUCUGCAAAACAUGGCCAAUCGUGCGGGUCUUGACUUUGCCAAGACGAGGGAUGAGUGGGAUCGGGUAAUGCACCGUCUUGACUCCUACGAGAGUGAGAUGGAAGAACAAAUGGACAAACUAAAGGGUGUUAUAGAGGAAUCUGUCAAGAGUUGGCAAAAGAAACUGGAACGCUUCACCAAUCAAUGGCAUGAGCUUAAGCCGAAAAGUGCUGAUUCACCCAAUGCCGUGCAGUUUGUGAAAGAUCAACAGGAAAAAUUUAAAGCCCUAGAGGCAGAGGGAGAGGAAUGUGUCCAGCAGUGCAAAUACUUCCAGCUAGAGGAGCCCGAUAUUGAGCCUUUGCACGACCUUGGACGCGAUAUUGAGGAAUAUGCAUUGAUGUGGAGCAUGGUAGGGAAAUUUAAUGAAGAGCUGGGUGUAUUACGGGCCGAACCGUGGCUUGCUUUACGGGCGAAACUAUACAGAUUUGAUGAUUUGAUAAAGGUUUGGCAAGAGAAACUGAAAGAGAUUCCAAAUAACCCUAUUACCGUUCAGAUUCGUACGCUUCUUGACUCAUGGAGCCGUUGUGCGCCACUCUUUAAGUUUGUCCGUGGGGACGGGUUUACACCGGGUCAUUGGGUGGAACUUUUUCGCCUUCUUGGGACUCCCAACGCCACACAGGACACACUUCAGUUUGGUGACAUAAUUGACCGUUACGAGAACAUUUUGAGACAUGAGAUGGAAUUGAAGAAGUUGCAUUCACGUGCUCAAGGUGAGGCACAGAUUAGAGAGGCCCUCGAUGACGUAAGAUCGUGGGGAACGAAUGCAAAAUUUACACUUUGUGCCCAUCCUGAGCGUCCUGGUGUGAUGCUUAUUACGGAAUGGAAGGACACUCUCUCCGCUCUCAGCGACAACCAGGCACUUCUUUUAAGUAUGAAGGAAUCGCCGUAUUUUAGCAUUUUCGCCAGUGAUGCUAAUAAAUGGGAGGAAAGAUUGGCAUGCCUGGACGAGUACCUUCGUAGCAUGAACCAAAUUCAACGCAAAUGGGUAUAUCUUGAGCCCAUUUUCCGUCGUGGUGCACUGCCCCAAGAACAGGAGCGUUUUGCGCGCAUUGAUAAGGAGUACCUUCAGGUGAUGCAUACCAUUGCGAAGGACAGUCGUAUUGUCCCUCUGGCAACCCACAAAGAGUACAAGGAAGUUUUGCGCAACGUUUUGGAGCAACUUGAUCGCUGUCAGAGGGCGCUUAAUCAGUACCUGGAGGCAAAACGUGAUAGUUUCCCUCGGUUUUAUUUUAUUAGUGACGACGACUUACUUGAAGUUCUCGCACAAAGUCGCAACCCUCUUGUCAUUCAAUCCCAUUUGAAGAAGUUGUUUAUGGGCAUCCACGGUGUUCGCUUUGAUACACAGAAGGAACAUAUCCUACAAAUUCAUUCACUGGAAGGGGAGACAGUGCAACUUGAGGAACCCGUGCGCAUCACCGAUGAGGUGGAGGAGUGGUUAUCAAAAUUAGAUGUUGCGAUGAAAGAUACACUUCGGGUGCAUUUGGUGCGAUGCCUGGAGAAGCUGGACAUUGGCGCGUACGCCACACAAAUUCUUUGCACCGCCGGGAUGAUUGAUUUUACCAAAAAGACGGAAGGGGCUAUUCGAGAGUCCAAGGUGAGUGGCCUUUUAAAGCUUAAGGCAAACUUGCAAUCCCAGUUGCGUGAUUUGACAAUAUACACCGGCGGCAGCAGUGAUUUGGUUGUUGUUCUUAAACUGAAAUCACUUAUUAUGGAUCUUAUUCAUAACAUCGAGGUUGUAGAUAUACUGAUUCGAAACGGUGUUGAAAAAGAAACCGACUGGCUGUGGAGAAAACAGUUACGAUAUUAUUUGGAUCAUAACAAUAACUGUGUUUUGCGCAUGGUAGACGCAGAGUUCAAUUACAGCUAUGAGUACCAGGGUAACGCUCCAAAACUCGUACAUACCCCACUAACGGACCGUUGUUAUUUGACUCUGACGCAGGGCAUGCAACUUGGCUACGGCGGUAAUCCGUAUGGUCCCGCAGGAACUGGCAAAACGGAGUCUGUCAAAGCACUUGGGAAUGCAAUGGGUCGACAAGUGCUGGUGUUCAACUGUGAUGAGGGUAUUGAUUUCAAGUCAAUGGGCCGUAUUUUUACAGGUUUGGUUAAAUGUGGUGCUUGGGGAUGUUUUGACGAGUUUAAUCGUCUGAAGGUGGAUCAGCUGUCGGCGGUGUCUCAGAUGAUACAAGUGAUUCAGGAAGCACUCAAGAAUGGCGAGUCCCACUGUCAUUUGUUGGGGCGUGACAUUGAUGUUAACCCAAAUGCCGGCAUAUUUGUCACAAUGAAUCCUGCUGGGAAACGCUACGGUGGACGCAGCAAGCUUCCUGACAACCUGAAACAGUUGUUCCGCUCUGUUGCCAUGAGUGCUCCAGACAAUGAACUCAUCAUGGAGACGAUUCUCUUCAGCGAAGGAUUUGAAAACGCGACGGAAUUGGCCAAGCGAACUGUAGAGGUUUUUAAACUUGCCGCGGGUCUCUUGUCGUAUCAGCAGCACUACGAUUGGGGUCUCCGUGCUAUGAAGUCUGUCAUGCGGCUCGGGGGCUCUUUGAUUCACCAAUACUUGAUGGACCGUGUUGGGGGAAAAGUGAAGCUAACCCCGCAGGAUGUGUUACAGAAGGAGUGUGAGAUUCUUAUCAAGUCACUUCGUGUCAACACACUCUCCAAGUUGACCUUUGAGGAUGCGAUACUUUUUAACAAUCUUAUUGCUGACGUUUUUCCGGGUGUUCCUAUUAAAGAAAUUGAUUACACGGAAUUACAUCCCGCUAUUGUGGAGUCUAUCAAGGAACUGAAACUGCAAUUUGUGGAGUCGCAGGUACAAAAAAUUCUUCAGCUGUAUGAAGCAUUAAAGCAGCGCAUGGGAGUUGUAUUGGUUGGUCCUGGCGGUAGUGGAAAGAGUACCCUCCUCCGUGUUCUUCGACGAGCGUUGCAGAGGCUUGGUGUCUCUGUCCCUCUUUACGUGAUGAACCCCAAGGCGAUGCCACGUACGCAAUUAUUGGGUCACAUGGACAAUGAUACUCGUGAGUGGUUUGACGGCGUUCUCACGGAGGCGGCAAAGAAAGUUGUAAAGGAAGAGAAUGAUGUCCACUCAUGGAUUGUUUGCGACGGUGAUAUCGACCCCGAGUGGAUAGAGUCAUUGAACUCCGUACUGGACGACAACAAACUUUUGACGAUGCCAAAUGGGGUGCGUAUUCAAUUUGGCGACAAUGUGAGUUUCUUGUUUGAGACCCACAGCCUGGAGUUUGCAUCCCCAGCCACGGUCUCUCGCAUGGGUAUUAUUUAUCUUUCGGAGGAGGAUGUAAAUCCCAAGAUGAUGGUUGCAACAUGGCUGUUGGAGCAACCAGAGGAUUCUCGUGAUCAGAUGCGCAGCUGGAUCGAUGAGUUUUUUUACAAGGCCAUUGACAAUCUUUUGGCUACCGGUAACCUUAUCGUUGAGACAACGCGUACUGGCCUCGUGGCCUCCGGUCUUAGUCAGUUACAAAACUGCAGCAACAAGGCACAGUUUACACUUGCACUUGUCUAUGGAUUGGGGUCGUACCUUCCGGAAGAAAAUCGUCGGGAAUACGCGAAGGACAUUCAUUACAUGACGGGGGAACGCGUGUUGGAUAUGAAAGAUCCACUUGGCACCCGCUACGAUCUGCAGCAUGGUGGCUACAGAAGUUUUGAGUUUCAGCCCGCAUUUGAACUUUCGGUGGAAGAUCUUUACCGGUAUCCGAUGAUUGCUACCAUUGAAUGUCAGCGCAAUAUGGAAGUAAUGCGGGCAUGGACAAAGCCGCUCCGUCCUGGCGUAUAUCGCCCUUUUAUACUUGUCGGUCCAGAGGGUUGUGGUAAGACGAUGCUUCUCACCAAUUUAUUUGCGGGAAUUUCCGGUACUCGUGUGGCGACUGUGAAUUGCUCCGCACAGACGGAGGCUAUUCAUGUCAUUCAGAAAUUAAAACAAACUUGUCAAAUGUUUAAUACCAAUCAGGGGCGCGUGCUCCGACCAAAAGAAGCAGAACGCCUGGUGUUACUUCUCAAGGAUAUGAACCUUCCGAAACCCGACAAGUAUGGAACGGUACAGUUACAUUCCUUGCUACAACAACUUAUCCUGUACAGCGGUUUUUACGACACAGACCUAGAGUGGAUUACUGUCGAGCGUGUGCAAAUUGUUGGUAGCAUGAAUCCUCCCGGUAGUAUGGGUCGAUACCCUGUUGCGCCUCGCUUUCUUGCCAUUGUAUCCGUACUUUGCAUGUCGUAUCCUUCUCGAGAGUCUAUGCAGAUCAUUUACUCUGAGUUUUUCAACAUUAUGAUUCAAAGUCACAAGCUGAAAUUUGAACUGCCUGGAAAAGGAGCGGCCGACAUUGCACGCAUCAUGACAAUUGUCUAUGAGACUAUUGCUAUUCGAUGUACGGUGGAUGUGUCUUCGCAUUAUAUUUUUACUCCGCGUGACGUCACCAAAUGGGCACUCAAUUUACUUAAUUACAAUUCGGUGGAUAUCCCAGAUGCCAUUGGAUACGAGGGCCGACGCAUUUUUAUAGACCGUCUUAUUUCCCCCGAUGAAAGGACAAAAUUUGCCAAAUUGAUUUAUGAUAACUUGAUUUUCCUGGUUGGACACAGGGCGGGUAUUACUGAAAAGGAGACGACAUAUUAUGUUUCCUGGAUGGAUGUCGCCUCAUCAAGGGUAAAAAAACUUAAUGCCACCAGCAUGGAUGAACUGAAAAAGUCGGCGGAGCAUCUUCUUUUGAAUUAUUCAAGAGAGUUUGCCGAAUUGGAUGUGCAACUUAUUCCGGAGGUCUGUGCAUGGAUUGCACGGGUAGAUCGUGUUUUGUCGCAGGAGCGAGGGAAUUUGUUGCUUGUUGGCCGUUCUGGUGUGUGUGAUAGGGCAAUCAUUCGUCUUGUUGCAUACAACUUGCAUAUGGAGGUGAUGACGUUGGCUAUUACUCGGGAAUAUGGCAUGAAGCAAUUCAACGCGGAAUUGAAGUCUGUUUUGUGCAAAGCUGGCAUUGAGGGCCAACAUGUUGUGCUUCUGCUGGAGGACCAUCACUUUGGCAAUAACCCUCUUUUUUUGGAAUAUGUGAACUCGUUGCUCUCUUCGGGCGAGAUUCCUGGCCUGUUUACACAAGAGGAACAGGAGGCUCUUCUUGCCCCGCUUAGGGAGGAGGCAAUGGGGGAAGGCAUGAGUCCUUACGCAUACUUUGUUGAUCGUAUCGCACGAAUGCUGCAUGUGUGUGUUGUGAUGGAUCCGACAAACCCAAAUUAUGAGGUUCAUUGCCGUUCCAACCCUGCCCUUUUCACACGAUGCAACGUCUAUUGGAUGGGAACGUGGUACAGUGACAGUCUCAAAUUGAUACCACGACUGAUGAUGUCCAAUGUUUUUAAGGCGCUUGACAUGCGAUCGGACAAGAAGGAGUUUAGUCUUACAACAGAGAUUGUGCACAUUCAUCGCGGAUUCGCAGAGAAAUUUUCCCCACAGCAUUUUAAGACUCUUUGCCUCACGUACCAACGUAUAUUUAACGAAAAAAGUACUGCCAUCGCCGAGAUUUUGGAUCGUUUGCAAAGUGGUGUAUCCAAGCUGGAUGAGGCGCAAGAAAAUGUGGACCAGAUUGCCACAGACGUUGCUGAUAAAAAGACUCUGAUGGAGGCCAAGCAACGUGAGGCAGAUGAGGCCCUGCAACAAAUUCAGGCGAAUAUGGAGGAGGCGGGGAAUCAGAAAAAGAACAUUCAAAGGAUCCACAAGGAUCUUGAAAAAGAACAGAGGGCCAUCGAAGAGCGCAAACGGGUGAUUGAAGAACGCCUUAGCGGAAUUCAACCGAUGCUUGAUGCGGCACUUUCCUCAGUACGCUCUAUUCGCGCAGAGCACCUCUCCGAGUUGAAGUCUAUGAAACAGCCGCCCGCUGUCGUUCAGGAUGUGAUGGAGGGGGUGAUUAUCCUCAUCGCGAGUAAUUCCGUUACUGACAUCAACUGGACAGCCAUUCGCAAGAUUCUUGCCGGUGACAUCAAGAGCGACAUUCUCAAUUUCGAUCUCGAUAAUGUUAACGAAACUGCCCGCUGGAAGUUGGAGCGGUUUAUUCAAAGCCAUGAGAAUUCAUUUCGGCGGGAAGUGAUUGGUCGCGCCUCGAAAGCGGCUGCACCGAUGGCGGAAUGGCUCAAGGCAGUUGUGGAAUAUGGCAAAGUUCUUCAGACAGUGGCUCCCAUGCGAGAGGAGCUCAAGGGCUACGAGGCCAACCUAAAGAGUGGCAACGAGAAAAAGAAGAAAUAUGAGGUGAAACUAUCCAAGUUGGAGGAACAUGUGGAAGAGCUAAAAAAAAAUUUUGGGGAGAAGACAAUGGAGGCGGAGCGGUUAAAAGACAGAUUGGAGCAAGCAGAACAACUGUACCAAAGCGCCCAUGACCUCCUUGUCAAACUUGCGAGUGAACAUGACCGAUGGGCGUCACAAAUUAGGGCGAUUCGAGCUGACCAACACCUUCUUCCGAAACGUUGUUUACUCGCUGCGGCAUUUGUAAUGUAUUUGGGGAACGAGGCCGAGGAUGUGCGUCGGCGCACUUUGGAUGGAUGGAAGGAACGUAUAAAACAACUCGAUGGUUUUAAUUUUUUUACCUUUUUACGUCCACAGAGCACGCAACUGCAAUAUAAGGCGGAAGGACUUCCAGACGAUGAGCUUUCGAUGGACAAUGCGGUAAUGAUGCAGGAACAGGUAACCACGCCACUUAUAGUAGAUAGCUCCGAUCAGGCUGUUAA
Molecule: messenger RNA, 9683 nt
Organism: Trypanosoma cruzi
Lineage: Eukaryota; Euglenozoa; Kinetoplastea; Trypanosomatida; Trypanosomatidae
Product: dynein heavy chain, putative
Exons: 1
Biological process (GO): microtubule-based movement
Cellular component (GO): dynein complex
Molecular function (GO): ATP hydrolysis activity; ATP binding; minus-end-directed microtubule motor activity
Source: RefSeq, a predicted model, not a curated record